AUGUCUUCUUUAUUACGUUCAACAAAAUUUGUACGAUACUUUACUGGUGCGGCAAGAACAUUAAUAUUGAAUUCUGCAAAGACUGCUGAAGCAAACUUACUCAUUAAUCCAAAAGCGUUAUGUGCUAGCAAUAAUGUUCUUACAAGAGAGUAUGCCACUUCAAAAAAAAAUGAAAAGCUGGAGCCAUUGCUACAAAGAUUAGAUUCAGAAGUAAGGAGAUUUGGGAGGAUCACAAAAAAAGACAUUGAUGAGGUUUUUGAUGAAAUACGAUCAAAAAGUGACAUUACUAGCUCACAGUCAUUACUGGUUAUAAGAUGUUGUGGAGAGCUUGUCCCUGAGGAACUUCCUGAACAAAGAACACUGUUAGUACAGAAGAUAUGGGGUGUUUUGGCAGAAAGAGGAAUCCCUAUGGACAUAUCACAUUACAAUGCUUUACUCAGAGUUUAUAUUGAAAAUGAACAUGCCUUUUCACCUGCAAAAUUCCUUGAAGAGUUGGAAAGAAAGGGCCUGCAACCAAACAGGGUAACAUAUCAAAGACUAAUGUGGCGUUACUGUCAGGAGGGAGAUGUUGAGGGAGCCACUAAAGUAUUGGAAAGAAUGAGAGAGUUAAAACUCCCAGUGUCAGAGCCAGUGCUCAAUGCAUUAGUUAUGGGUCAUGCAUUCCAUGGUGACACUGAUGGAGCUAAAGCAGUAUUAGAAACAAUGGCUGCUGCUGGUCUUCAGCCAACUAAUCGGACAUACACCUUGUUAGCCUGUGGAUAUGCAAAACAAGGGGACAUUCAGAACAUAGAAAGUACUAUUAAGACUGCAAUUGAAAAAGAUAUUUAUAUGACCGAUAAGGAUAUUCUAGACAUUAUUGAGCAUCUUGCAAUUGUAGGCCAUGACAGUAAGAUUGAACAGCUUAUCCCUCAUCUUCAAAAAGGUCAUGGAUACAAUCAAGAUGUAUGCAACUUCAUAUUAAGACUACUUAACAAGGGCAAUGAAGAGACAGCAAAAAAAAUGCUGAAAACAAUGCCAAAAGUUUCCACUAGUGAGGAUACACCAUUUAAGGGGGCAUUUUUUGUGAAACAUUUAAUAAAAAUUGACAAGUCCGCAGAGGCCAUUGUUAAAACUUGCAGAGAACUUCAAGAUGAAGGUGUAGUACCAAAAGCACUGUACAUAGCUGCCGAAACAGCUUUGAAUAUAAAUAAACCUGAACUCGCACAGAAACUUUUUAAGGAACUUCAAAAAGAUGGAUUGGAACUGCGACAGCAUUACUAUUGGCCUCUAUUGGCUCAGAAAGGUAAAGAUGGGGAUGAAGAAGGUCUCUUACAAAUCCUUAGAGAUAUGGAUAAUGAAGGUUUUGUUCCUACUGGUGAAGCUCUUAGAGAUUAUGUGAUACCAUAUCUAAUAAAGAAGGACACACCAGAGAAUAUUAUUAUAAAAUUACAAAUCGCAAAUGUACCUAUCACUCAUAGUGCUAGAAAUGUUAUGUUAGAGCUAUUGGAAUCGGGUAAUAUCAAAAAGGCAGCUGAUAUUGCUUUACAGUAUCGUCCAAGAGGACAGUAUUCAUUGAUUUCAAGACCUUUGGUAGGUGCUCUAAAUAAAACAAAAGACAUUGAAUCCUUUGUUACCAUUUUGCAUGUUAUAAGCAGUCAACCUUCAAUAAAUGUUGAAGAAGAUUCUGCAAAUGAUGAAACUCAGAAAGACGAUACUAAAAGUAAGGAAGUAGGGCGUAUUGUAAAAAUUGCUGUAAAGAAUUUGGUUCAACCAGAUUUGUGCAAAAAACUAUUGGUGGCAGUUCACUCCAAAGGUCUUUCUAUCAAUACAGCAUAUGCAGAAGAAAUAGAGCAAUUCCUUGGGCAGAAUAUGACUACAGAUUUAUCUGAACUACUGUCUCAGUUGACCUCGUCCGAAUUGGAAGCGGUUCCCCUAGAAAACACACGUCCUAGAGUUAGAUCUGCAGCUCAAUUAGAAAGUCUCUUGGCUCAAAUUAAAAGUAAUGGUGGCAAUAAUGUUAAUCGCAUUACUAAACAACUGUUUGAAGCAUAUAUCAAGGAGAACAAUGUGGAGAAACUAUCCACCUAUUUAGAAGAAUUGGAGUCAAAUAAAUUUGAACUAUCAAAUGCAAUGUUAGCUCAAUUAGUUGAAUUUUAUUCACAAAACGACAAUAUUGAUAAGGCUCUUGAGGCAAAAGCUCAAAUUGCCAAAAAAGAUCCUGAAUUUGUGUUAAAUAAGCUAAAAACAGUUUUACUAGCUUAUGGUUUAGUAAGAGCCAAUCGAUAUGAUGAAGCUGUUAAGUUAUUGAAAGAAAACAAACCAAAUGAAAGUGAAGGGAAUGGUUUUUUGUUGAAUUCUAAAGUUUGGCAAAUGUUGAACACAUUGGCAGAACUUAAAGAGGACUCUAAAGUUCUUGAGAUGACAAAGUUAUUGAUUGAAAACAAUUACAUUGAGCCAUCAAAUGUUAUACUGGGCCCUUCUAUCAAAGUGCACUUACUUAAAAAUGAUAUAGAGAGUGCUUUACAACAGUUUGAGAAUUGUUGCAAACAAUACAGGAGUACCCCAUGGAAAGGAGAAUUAAUGAAAUCACUUAUAUUAAAAGAGGACGCUACAAAACUACAGUGGUUGGCUGACCUUAGCACACAGAUUCAUGGAGAAGUUAACAUCUUACAUGAUUUAGUACUUGCAUUCAUAGAAUGUGGUCGCUUGAGGCAAGCACGCCGAAUCUUAGAGACUCCGGGCCUGCACACAAGACAAAAACGAUUGGACGAUGCUUGCCAGCGUUAUGUUUCGGAAGGAAAGCCAGAAUUCUUGGAAGGAUUACUAGAGGCGACUAAAGAGCUUUCGCAUAUUGAUCGCUCUAAUAUUUUCUACCAUUUGCUUGUUUCUUACUGUAAAGCCGAUGAAACUGACAAGGCCCUGGGGCUAUGGACUAUUCUUCAGGAAGAAGGUGAAAUUCCCAGUGAUCACUUCUUGAUUUAUCUUGGUAAGCACCUUAAAUCAAAGAACAGGGAAGUACCAUUCAUAAUACCAAAUAAACAGGAAUCAGAUAACAAGUUAAAUGAAAAAAUAAUUGAAAAAACUCCAACACCUAAAAAAGCCCCAACAAAAACAAAAAAGGAUGUUUCUAUGAUCAUUGAGAAUAUGAUACAACAAGGGGAGGCCGCUCAAGCUAUGGAUUAUGCAGUAAAAUGUAUUGGUGACGGAAUUAUGCCACAAAAUAAAGUUUUAAAAUUCUUACUUAAGAAUUUAGCUGAAGAUGGUAAUGUGGAAAAGAUACAAUUGUUGGGCAAACAUUUAAACGAAUUAAUGAAACGAAGUGUAACUUACGACGACAAGUUGACAUUAGCCAUAUUCAGGAGAGGUGCAGGUUUCGAACAUGUUGAUGGUGUGCUUAAAGCACUCCAAGUAGCAAAUACUGAUGAAGAUGUGGAAAGAGCAUUGAGAAAAUUUCCCCGUAGCAGUGCUCUAGAUUCCGCAGUACAGAAUGACGAACUUUCAAAGAAAUGCCACGAAAUAGCAUGCUUAUCGGCAUCGAAAGGAUUUUUCCUGCCCGCUAAUUUAAUUUGGAUGGAAUACAUCUUGGCCGGGGCGAAAUCCCUAUGGUGCGUAGAGCGUACUGACGGCAACCGUAGUUUUCUAUGGAUAUUCCACGAGCCAUCAAUAACGGAAAAUGUUCAGCGUCCAAAACUUCCCUUGAUAAUCCAAGAAGAGCCCGAGCACGAACAAAGAGUUGAAGAUUUAAUUCAGAGAAGCAGCAAUGUCGUUGCCAACAUCGACGACAUAACUCUGAAGGAGCCCACAAUUCCCGAAAACCAAUUAUUAAUAAACGAUGGGUUCGGUGAGAUGCGCGAAGGCCAGUUCGGCGACCGAAGCGUGGAGGCGAUGAGGGCAGGCCGGCUCGACGUGCCGACGGAUCUGUCGCACAACCUGUCGCACAACUUGUCGCACAGCUUGUCGCACAACUUGUCGCACGACAGGACCAGACUGGCGUCGCACGACGCCGCCCUAAUGGAGAGGAUCUCUGAACACGACAUAACCAUGUUCAACAAGUAUAUCCCCGAAAUCCCCGAAAUCCCGCCUCCCGACCCGAACGCUCCUCCGAUGCCGCACGAUGAAACAGCAACUGAACUACAACCGCUAAAGGAUACGACAAGCGUAGCUAAAAAACGAAAGGCCGAAGAGGAGAUCGUUUUAGAGGAGUUGGAGCCCGAGGUGGUUGGCGCGAGGGUCAGGAGGAACCGCCGCCUGGUGGUGGACAGCCGCUGCAAGCUGGACGCGCGCCAGUUCCGCGCCCGACUGGCCUGUCCCAACAUCCACCAGCGCUGCCAGGCCAGUGCGGAUGAUGUGGUGAGAAUCCGCGUACCGGCCGUCACGUACUUCGGGCGGCCCGCGCAUGGCGGCCAGGGGCUCCGCUCCAGCCUGUCCCGGGUUCUCUCCUGGAUGUUCUCGAGGAAUCUAGCGGUCGGCGGCGGAACGCCGUUGGCCGACAGGCAAUUGGAGGAAGCUGUCACGAAGGCGGCCACGCGGGUGCAUUCGCGCUCGCAACUGGAGAGGAUAGAAGAGGAGAUAGAGGAGAUUGCGCCCCGAGUUGAGACGCAGAAAGAGAUGGAGGGAGAAGGGGGACUUGAUGUGACGAAAGCGCGAGUGGAGGAGAACAUCGAUAUCGCCGAACUACCGACUCAAGUCGUCGAUACUUUGUCGCAAGCGAGAAAACGCGCGAGCGACAGUGAACAAUUUACAAAAAGGCGUCGCACAAUCGGCUACGUCUCGUUCAAACAGAGCCAGCAGUUGCUUCUAGAGGCUUCUAUCCCUGCGCAAGAGGCCGACAAGGAGAACGUGCCGCGGAACGAGCAGCGGCCGGGCGGGGGCGGCGAUGUGGGGGCGAUGCUGCACGCGCUGGGCCUGGCGGAUGUACAGGAGCCUACUGCGGCGAGGGGCGGGAGGGGGGGCAGCGGCUCCACGGAGACGCCGCUGGGCAGCCUCGACAGGACCAAGGUGUCGCUCGGGGACUCCGAGAGGAGCACCGACUCCAGGAGGUUCAUACGCGACCAAUGGGGAACUGAAGCGACCAUGGUGAAGAUCCUGAACGGCGUCAAAGCGGGCAUGAAGCCCCUGGACGUGAGGACUCUCGUCGCAAAGGGUCCUGUGAUACCAGGUUGCCGCAGCAUCAUAGCAGCCCGUUGUUUUACCUCGGUCCUCAAAUUGAAACAGCACGGCUUCAUCCAUGUGCGCAAAGAUCCGGAGACGUUGCAAAUAGUCGACAUCGCCUUGGGACCGAAGUUCGAACAGGCCAAA
Iphiclides podalirius (scarce swallowtail) is the source of this 5277-nucleotide messenger RNA. The record is from the annotation of a GenBank genome assembly. NCBI's taxonomy places the organism in Eukaryota, Metazoa, Arthropoda, Insecta, Lepidoptera, Papilionidae.